AUUAUGAUGAAUAUGAUGACUAUUACGAACAAGAUCUUGAGGAGAUAAGAAAUCCCUUUUACAAUAAUGUGCAAUGGUGUUUAUCGUAUUCUGAUUCAAUUAAAGGAUUAUCCAAUGAAGGACCUUUUGGUUGUGACGAUUAA
This is a messenger RNA of Dentiscutata erythropus, 143 nucleotides long. The record is from the annotation of a GenBank genome assembly. NCBI's taxonomy places the organism in Eukaryota, Fungi, Glomeromycota, Glomeromycetes, Diversisporales, Gigasporaceae.